This is a messenger RNA of Necator americanus (New World hookworm), 891 nucleotides long. RefSeq lists its product as uncharacterized. The record is from RefSeq and is a predicted model, not a curated record. Gene Ontology annotation, molecular function: protein binding. The transcript is spliced from 8 exons. NCBI's taxonomy places the organism in Eukaryota, Metazoa, Nematoda, Chromadorea, Rhabditida, Ancylostomatidae. Bases 1 to 891 code for a protein of 296 amino acids.
AUGGGUAGUUUUGCUUUGAUCCAGAGUAUUAAAAUUUACACAGUAAGGCUCAGUGCCACCUACUCGCUGUACUCGUUCGGUCCUCCGAUGGGAAGGCCCUCCGGAAAUAAGAAUGGAACGGAAAAUGUUGAUAGAGCAUUUCGACAAGUAGAACGAAUAUCACGUAAAAGAGAACUGAAUGUAGAGAAAAAUGACACAAUAAUGUGUAAUUUUAAAAGAAGCAAAAAAUCCGAACAAGGAUUACCACUAUUUGAUUUACCACUGCACGUUAUAGAGAAAAUUGUAUCGAAACUAUCACUUUCGGAAAUGGCUACAUUUAGACGCUGCUCACGACAAACAAAAGAGAUAGUAGAUGGUUACUGGCAACUUCAGAGAUCACUUAAAACAGGUGUAGAAGAGCUCCAUCAACUUUUUCCACAUAUUGACACAAAAAAAUCACAGUUUGAAAGUUUAUUCCAUAUUCGGCAUGAGCUUGGAAAAUAUCUUAGCAUGUUACCGAAGAAUCGUCUGUUAGAGGCUGAUUUUAGUGGAGUUCGACGUUUUCACCACGAAAUGAUGGAAAGCAUUUUGAUUAAAAAUCACCUUGAUCCAAACAUGGUAUUCUCUGAAGUUACAUGUAUCUCAUUUGCUCAUUGUACAGUAAGUUGCGCCGAUCUCGAAUCACUAUCAUACUAUACACAGAAUCUGAAAUCGCUAACAAUUCCCGAUCGAUUGAUCGAUCACAAACAAGAAGGUGAAGAUGUUGAUCCAAAUCUAAUACAAUGCUAUCGUACCAUUCAAAGAAAAGGACUUAUUGGGCAUCGUUCAAAGCUGAUUGCACAUAUUAAAACACUUUGGCCAGCUUUGACACAACUGACCUUCUGUAACAAAACAUUGAUACUCGAUGAAUAA